Messenger RNA from Cavia porcellus (domestic guinea pig), 1641 nucleotides. It is a transcript of the gene Tm6sf2, whose product is annotated as transmembrane 6 superfamily member 2. The transcript is spliced from 10 exons. NCBI's taxonomy places the organism in Eukaryota, Metazoa, Chordata, Mammalia, Rodentia, Caviidae. Gene Ontology annotation, cellular component: endoplasmic reticulum membrane; endoplasmic reticulum-Golgi intermediate compartment membrane. Gene Ontology annotation, biological process: regulation of lipid metabolic process; lipid homeostasis. The coding region runs from base 55 to 1248 and encodes 397 amino acids. The record is from RefSeq and is a predicted model, not a curated record.
CGGCCACCCUGGCGGGCCGCACUGUCCCCGGGAGCUGAACGCUGUACAGCUGCCAUGGAGCUCCCGCUGUUGGCCGGCAAGGUCGCGGCGCUGUCACUCAGCGCUCUCCCGCUGUCCUAUGCGCUCAGCCUCAUCUCAGCGCUGUCGCACAGGGAGAGAGGCGGAGGCCCCAGCGCAGGCCUGGCCUCCCUGAUGUGGCUCCCCCUCCCCAGCCCCCUGUGGGUGGCCCUGAUGAGCGGCUUGAUCCUGGGCCUGCUGUUCGUGUCCAUCUACAGCUUGUCCCGCGGCGAGAUCACCUACGAUCCACUCUACGCUGUCUUCGCGGUCUUGGCCUUCACCUCGGUGGUGGACCUAGUCAUCGCCCUGGAAGAGGACGGCUACGUGGAGGGCUUCACAGAGUUCUACACCAGGGAGGCCGAGCCGUACCUGCGCACCGCACAUGGGAUCUUCAUCUGCUACUGGGACGGCACCGUGCACUAUCUGCUCUACCUGGCCAUGGCAGGCGCCAUCUGCCACAGGAAGCAGUACCGGAACCUUGGGCUCUACUGGCUGGGCUCCUUCACCAUGAGCACCCUGGUGUUUCUCUCGGGAAACGUCCUUGGCAAAUACAGCUCCGAGAUUAGGCCCGCCUUCCUCCUGGUCAUCCCCUACAUGCUGCUUCCAUGCUGGGCUGGCCUGCGGAUCUUCAGCCAGCCCCGGGCACCAUCCUACUCUCCUGCCAACCUGCAGGUGCAGGAGGAGCAGAGAAAGGGGCUCCUGCAGCGCCCGGCCGACCUGGCGCUCGUCGUCUACCUCAUCCUGGCUGUGUCCUUCACCCUCUUUCGAGGCCUGGUCGUGCUUGACUGCCCCACAGACUCCUGCUUUGUCUACAUCUAUCAGUACGAGCCAUACCUGCGGGACCCUGUGGCCUACCCCAAGGUGCAGAUGCUGAUGUACCUGUUCUACGGCCUGCCUUUCUACGGCCUGGCCACCUAUGCCCUCUUGUUCCCGGGAUGCUCCUGGCUGCCCGACUGGGCCCUGGUGUUCGCUGGAGCCAUUGGCCAGGCGCAGUUCUCACACAUGGGCGCGUCCUCACACCUGCGCACGCCCUUCACUUACCGCGUGCCCGAAGAUUCCUGGGCUUGUGUCUUCCUCUCCAACCUGUUCUACGCCCUCGGCCCGCACCUGUUGGCCUACCGCUGCCUGCUGCGACCCACCUUCUUCCUGCAGCCACCACCAACGCCCCCAGGCGCCAAGAAGCAGCAGUGAGGGCCUCACCAGCCCAGGACACUGUUCACAGGCACUGUGCCAGAACCAGGGUGCACUUUAGCAGCAGGAUGAACUUUGCCAGAGGUCUUCUGGCUGUGGUGGUUUCAGGCUGGUGGGUGGAAUGGGACACCCACAGCCAGGGAUCUUGGAAAGACAGCCUUACUGAAGUCCAGCAUGGAUGCAAAUGCCUGUGCUCCCAGCACUCAGGAGGCUGAGGCAGGAGGAUCUCUGUGAGUUUGAGGCCAGCCUGGGCCACCUAAAGAAAAGUACAUGUCUCAAAAUACCAACGUGGAAGGGGUUUGUCUUGUUCAAACCCAAGGACCACAGGGCCUAGGAUUUACCUAUCAUCCCCCUCAAAGAGCCUUUUAAUAAAAACUCUUUUGGCGACUAAAA